UCAAAGCGCUGGCGCGGCUUCCACGGGCCAGCUCCUCGUCGCCCCGUGCGUGCGUGCGUGCGUGCGUCUGUCGUGUUCCUCUUCUUCCCCAACCCAGCCAAUUGAGCCGCCGUCCGUCGCAAGGAGCUCCCGCCGGCGGCGCAGCGCAGGGCCAGACAUUCGGCGGCGAGAGCGUUCGGGGCGGGGAAGAGGUGGUCGCGGAUCGGCGCACGCAAAUUCGGGCCUCCUUGCUUGAGACUUGAGAGGAGUUGUCAAUUUUUGUGGGGAUGGCCGGAAAAGGAAGCUAUGUUCCGCCUCAGUAUGUUCCUUUAUAUGGCUUAGAUCCUGAAGACAAUUGUGUUCCUCCUGUGGAGGAGAACCAUGCGACACGCCAUAAACUAAGCCGCGAUACGACACAGUGGUCUUCAGGCAUCUGUGCUUGUUUUGAUGAUCCACAGAGCUGUUGUAUUGGUGCGACUUGCCCCUGUUUCCUUUUUGGAAAGAAUGCACAAUUCUUGGGAUCUGGAACUCUUGCUGGAUCAUGCACUACACAUUGCAUGCUUUGGGGUCUUCUUACAAGUCUCUGCUGCGUAUUUACUGGGGGCCUUGUAUUAGCAGUUCCAGGGUCUACUGUUGCUUGCUACGCUUGUGGGUAUCGCAGCGCACUAAGAACAAAAUACAAUCUUCCGGAAGCACCAUGCGGGGAUUUGACGACACACUUAUUCUGUCACUUGUGUGCCAUAUGCCAAGAGUACAGGGAGAUCCGCGAGAGGACAAACAGUAGCACCUCUUCAGCUCCUAAUUUGACUCCACCUCAAAUGCAGACGAUGGAUGAGCCUUGAAAUUAAUAGAAGAUACGAAGGUAUCCUGUCUGACAAAUCUUUGGUUGGUGACUUGGUGCUGCCUUUGCCUGCUAGCGUUAUUUUUGUUGUUGUACUCUGCUCCCACAGUAUAACUAUGAAAUCUGGUUUCAUAGUGUUGUUGUAAAGAUGACUUUUGAACCAGUGAGUCACAGAGUUUGUACGCAUAGCUGGAUCAUUGGACUGUAGCCUCGCCACCGGCGUGUGCUUCAUGAUGAAGCCCCGCGUCGAGACGACUUUGCCCUAGAUUAGGGGUUGAAACAGCCGAGCCGAGCUAGCUUUUGGGCAAGCCGAGCCAAGCUCGGGUUGACUACUUGACCGAGAUAAAAAAGAGUUUGGCUCGGGCUUGUAGCUGGCUCGAGCCGGUUCGACUUGGCUCAAGAGUCUAGUCUGCUGGGCUGCUGGCUGCUCUGAAGUUUGUCCUCUAUCUACUCACCUAAACAGC
This is a messenger RNA of Phragmites australis (common reed), 1284 nucleotides long. Its product is annotated as cell number regulator 5-like. The transcript has 5 exons. Lineage: Eukaryota; Viridiplantae; Streptophyta; Magnoliopsida; Poales; Poaceae. The coding region runs from base 267 to 821 and encodes 184 amino acids. The record is from RefSeq and is a predicted model, not a curated record.